Stomoxys calcitrans (stable fly) is the source of this 634-nucleotide messenger RNA. It is a transcript of the gene Ufm1, whose product is annotated as ubiquitin-fold modifier 1. Gene Ontology annotation, biological process: protein K69-linked ufmylation. Lineage: Eukaryota; Metazoa; Arthropoda; Insecta; Diptera; Muscidae. Gene Ontology annotation, cellular component: nucleus; cytoplasm. The transcript is spliced from 2 exons. The record is from RefSeq and is a predicted model, not a curated record. Bases 246 to 500 code for a protein of 84 amino acids.
UAAUUCACAAUUGUUAACAUACACUGCAGCACACUCAUAUGGUGGAAGACUUUCAAUAGGACAAGACAAAUAUUUUUAUUUAUUCAGUUAAAAACUCCCUCUUCAUUCCCUGGGAUAUAAAAGAGGAACUAAUAAAAGUGAUCAAAUUAUUUGCAGCCGUAGUUUAGCUGAACUCUUGAAAACGUGCUGACUGAAGAAUAUUAUAAAUCUUCUAUUAACAACAACAAAAUAAACCAGCAUUUAACAUGUCUAAAGUAACAUUUAAAAUUACUUUAACUUCCGAUCCCAAAUUACCCUUCAAAGUUCUAAGUGUUCCCGAGGGCACCCCUUUUACAGCAGUACUGAAAUUUGCUGCCGAAGAGUUUAAAGUUCCUGCAGCUACCAGUGCUAUUAUCACUGAUGAUGGAAUUGGCAUUAGUCCUCAACAGACUGCGGGUAAUGUUUUCUUGAAGCAUGGUUCAGAACUACGUCUUAUACCUAGAGAUCGCGUUGGACAUUAGAAGUAGGUUAACCAUGGUAUUGAUAGCUUAUUAUCCCAUUCGCUCAUAAUUGUGUGUAAAUUUUCAUAUAAUAUUUUUUUAGUAAUCAUAUAACAAUAAAGCAAAAAAUAAUGAACCUAUCAGUAGGGCCAGUA